AUGUCUCCUCGCGGGAGCAAGUGCGCGCGUGUUAGCGGUAGCAAAGCUGUGCCCGCUUUACAAAAAGAUCGUAGGGUUUCAAGAGAGGAGUCUAGAACCUUCGAAACUGACCAAAAGGAACGUCAAGAGCAAGAACCAGAACACCAACAACAACAACAGCAGCAACAGCAACAGCAGCAGCAAGACCGGAAACGGAAGGAAACGAGCCGCCGCGGUAGCCGCGAAUGUGCACGACCACCAGAGACUAAGAAGGAAGAAGGGAAGGAGGAGGAUAUUGUAACGGGGAAGGUGGAGGUAGAGGAGGAAGACGAGGAGGAGGCGGAAGCGGAAGACGAGGAGGAGGAAGAGGAGGAAGAGGAGGAGGAGGAAGAGGAGGAGGAGGAGGAAGAGGAGGUGGGACCAGUGGGGGAACUCCAGACUCGUACCGAGCCACCGAUAACGUCGACUCCACCGAUUCCACCACCCACACCCUCUUCCUCUUUCCCUGCGAUCCCAACAGCUGCUCCUUUGCCCCCUCCCUCGCCAUCUACUUCACCCUCGGCUUCCUCCGAAGCUCUCGCUGCCUCUUCUCCGUCCUCCUCUUCGUAUCGUGCCGAUUCUAGAAAUGAAAUUUCUGGACCCCGUCCUACCACUACCUCCUCGUCGACCACUUCUUCCUCCACGACCUCUUCGUCGCCUUUAGAAAGUAUCAGAAGCGCUUUGGAGUGUUACGAUCGAAGCAGAAUCUAUUUGGCGCACGUUUCCUUUUUGGAUUGGCGCGAUUUGCCUGGUAGACGACGUGGACACCUAGAGGAACACCGAAACCUUCAUGGUGCUGCCUCGAGGAGUUCCGAGAGGUCUUCCGGGGAAAGGGUCUGGGUUGUUGGGGCUGCCGACCAUGACGGACAUCAUAGGACUAGAUUGUUAGUGGCCGGUCGUCACUGGAGACCACGUUGUCUCAGACGAGUGAAUAUGCUCAGCCAACCGGUGGUAUAUGCCGGCGGGGGAAGGGGUUCCCUGACAGCUGAUCUCUUUCUUUGGUGGUUUCACCGAGAGUUUGCCGUAACGGCGAUGGCCAUGCACCCCGAUGGCGCGGUCCUUGUUGCCGAGAGCGCGGAUUAUUUACCUCCCGAAGGUGAUUGCGUUGCGGCCGAUGGUCUGGUCAGAUUGUUCGUUGUACCAAAAGAUUGUCUCGAGACUAGAAUCGUCAUUAGGGAAUUGAGAGUUCGGUUAGCCAUCGGAGCCCUUACCAGAGUCUAUCACGAUGUCUACCGUAAUAAACUCUCAACGUUCGAACGAGAGGAAGAUCGAUUGGAAACGUUCCUUAAACGAUUUACCUUGAAGGAAGCUUUCGCGGAUCUGCACCGAGCCUGGUUGAGCAUACGUUCGGAAACAUUUGCCAGAAGUUGGGCCUUGCCGAGGGAACGAGAAGAAGUCGAAGCACGAAUAGGUCGAUCCAACGUUACAGGAAAAAACUCGGUUCUUCGUACGAUUGUCACUUCGGCGGAAAGAGAAGAGGACAGGAUGCUGUUGGACGAAUUACGUGGACUCGCUGGAGAACUCGGUCUCAAGGUUGGCGAAGAAGAACUCGCUAGAUGGAUCAUGGACGGAGAAGAACGUACCACUUCUCGACGUUACGAUACCAUCGAUCUCGAACCUGAUCAUCAAUCUCGUCUCGUCAAGAUCGAAGUCGAACACAAGUCUAACACCGAUCAAGAAGGCGAAUUCGAACAAGAGGAGGAUGACAACGAAGAGGAAGAUGAACCGACAGCCGAGGAAACUGUAGGACUACUGACGAGAGUUCUCACGUGGAUGGAAAGGGAACCUUUGGAUCCUGGACUUCUUCUCGCAGUUAGAUCGAUGCGCGAUAUCGCUGCGAUUAUGGCAAGCAAGAUGGGCCUAGCAGGAACGCAUCCAAGCGGGCUGCCCUUCUUCUGUCCGAACGGUGAUCACCUGACGCAACCACCGCCCGCCCACAUGGGUAUACCUCCGUAUGGGGCUUUGGAUGCUGGCAAAGCUGCCGCAGCGGCCGGUCUGACUAGGGCGCCGAUGUAUUCCUUUUCUACGGGCCAAUAUCCAUACCCCAUGCUUAGUCCGGAAAUGACGCAAGUCGCUGCUUCUUGGCAUACACCAAGCAUGUACCCCAUUUCACCAGCGAGUGCUGGAUUUCGAAGUCCGUAUCCAACGAGUUUACCCAUUUCGAGUACGAGUUUAUCAACCGAUCUGUACCGAUUUUCGCCGACGGGUCUGAUGCCACCUCAUCAUGGAUUGGGUCCUCACGCUCACGCGUUGGCGUCCCACGCAUUGGUGUCUUCCGCGCCGAAAACGGAUCAUUCUACCCUGGAUCACAAUCACAGGUUCUGGAGAAGGAGGCGGAGGAGGAGGAGGAGGAGCGAUGUUGAGGGGAAACGGGGGGGAGAGUACGAGGAUAAAUCCGUAAGAGGACACAUGGCGAUGGAGCCCGAGUGUCUGGAGCCUUUGAACUUGGUGAUUAAGAAAGACGAUACUGGUAGAGGAGGAACCGUGAUCGAGGAAGAAGAAGAACGGAUCGGCGACAGUGGCAAGUCGAUGAACGUGAUCGACGAGGAAGAGGAGGAGGAGGAGAGCACGGACUCGACCAGGAUGAUCGAGAACAACGUGACGACGAUAUUGCAGGACGCCUGCAAGGCCGGGGGGGAAUCUGGUUUACCCAUCGCCGAUCAGAAGAUUCUCACGGCCCUCUACAUGAGCAGCCUGAUGAACAUGUCGAACGCCAGCACCCUGCCGCGGAAUGUAACUUCGUCGCCCCCGUACGCGGCGCAACACAACUUGGUUCAGUUGUUGGCCAUGCUCGAGGCGCGACACCGCGUGUGGCAACAGAUGAACAACUGGCCAACACCACAAAACUUUUUGAGAAAUCCCUUAGGCCUACCUCCGCAACCUUAUUUCGCGGACUCGCCGAGCGCUAAUCAGCUAACCGAACAAUUGUGCACCUCGCAAAAUCCCACGCCGUCCUUUCCUUUAUCCUCCGCGAAGGCUGAACCUUCCAACCACGAGACUAAACAACCUUAUUUCAAACGGUCUACGAUAGAACAGAAAAAUUCAGCCUCGUUACCUGCGGACAACGCGAAAAACCAAGAUACAGGACAACAAAACAAUCAAGAUAAAAAGAAACCCCAUAUAAAAAAGCCUCUGAACGCAUUUAUGCUCUACAUGAAAGAGAUGAGGGCAAAGGUAGUGGCGGAGUGUACCUUAAAAGAAAGCGCUGCCAUCAACCAAAUAUUAGGAAGACGAUGGCACGCGCUAGGGCGAGAGGAACAGGCCAAGUAUUAUGAGUUGGCGCGACGGGAGAGACAGUUGCACAUGCAGCUGUACCCUGACUGGUCUUCCCGCGCAAAUACCAACCGAACUAAGAAGAGGAAGCGCAAACAAGACACAAACAGUGAUCCUGGAGGUAACAAUAUGAAAAAAUGCCGUGCAAGGUAUGGAUUAGACCAACAGAGCCAAUGGUGCAAACCAUGCAGCCCAGUGGAGCAUGGAGCGGGGAUGGGCAUCCACGCGAGUAUAAUCCAUCAUGGUGUGGGAAGUAGCGCGGGGUCCGGGGUCGGGGCUGGAGGUGGUGGAGGGACGGUUGGGGCGACCACUGCCCCGCCAAACACCAACACUGCCUCCAAUACCUCCUCACCUCAGCAAGAACCCACUUAUGUUAAUCUCUACAUGGAUGGUCUACGUAAGAAGAAAUGUGUCAGGUAUAUGGGGGAGGGAGGAGAAGGCGACGGCGAAGCCGAUGGCGAAGGUGAGGACGAUCAUUCGGAGGAUAAUUUAGGGAGCGUGGGGGAGGCAGGUACACCCGAGGAAGACGAAUCCUUGAGCAGUCCUGGAGGUUUGUCGGCAUUGUCGAGUUUGGCCAGUCCAUCUUUGGUGUUACCAUCGCCAUCGAGUCUUGCCAGCCCGUGUCCGCGCCCUUUGACACCUCCAGUAGUAGUGCCUCCUCCGCCAUUACCCAACCCGAGUAGCCAACAGCAACAGCAGCAACAACAACAGCAGCAACAGCAGCAACAACAGCAGCAACAGCAGCAGCAGCAGCAGCAGCAGCAGCAACAACAACAACAGGUUCAAGCACAGGGCCAACAGCAGCAGCAACAGCAGCAGCAACCGCAUCGUAAUCCAGUUGGUACGAAUCCUCACGACAUCAACAAUCCGUUAAGUGUAAAUCAACUUACCGGUCAGUGUAUAAAAAGUGAAGUUGUACCAACCCCACCCUCGGGUCCCUCCAAUCCAGCGAUCAGCGUUACGUAGCCCCGGGUGGACCCACGUGACAAGACUGUUGCAACACACGGUGUCAUCCAAGGGGUCCAUCUACGUAUCUACUGUGCGCGACAGAGAGGCUGGACGAUGACGAUGACGAUGACGAUGACGAUGACUAUGAUGACGGUUCAUUUGGAGAGACUUAUUAGUUCGAUCGAUAAUCUAACCAUGUUAAUGGACAAAAUAAUGGUUAAAUGUUCGUUCAUUGCUACUCCUACGACUGCUACUCCUACUCUUCCUCCUCUUCGUCGAUCGAUGACGUUCAUCUUGGAAGAACGUAGACGACGUAUCGAGAAACGAUUGGAAAGAAAAAGAAGAAGAAAAGAAAAACUAAGAAGAAUAAAGAGAAGAAGAAGAAAAAGAGAAACUAGGAAGGGUAUCUCAAUCGUCGUCCUCGUCAUCGUUGACGCCAUAUUGAAGAAGAACUUUGUUCUCCUUCGAAUUCGGUUCUUCGCCAUUUUUUAUUAUCGUCGUCUCUUGUGUUGUUUCUAGCGAAAUAUACAAAAAAAAAUUAUUAAAUAAUAAUACUAAAUAAAUAAAUAAAGUAAAUAAAAUAAAAUAAAUAAAAUAAAAUAAAAUAAAAAAAAACAUAUGAUGAAAAUACGGCGAGAACGGACGAUAAAUUGUAUUCUCGAGAUUUUUGAAUCGAGGAAAGAAAAACAAGCAAAUAAGCAAGCAAGCAAGCAAGCAAGCGUCGUCUUUGUUUAAACGAACGUUCUUCUGAUUUAAAAAACACGCGCGUAUAGGGGCGUGUAUAUAUAUACAUUUAUAUAUACACACUUAUAUAAUAUGCACGAUAUGUGGGACGAAUGAGUACUACUACUUCCGAGGAGAGAGAGAGAGAUUCUCGUUCGGUGGAUUUAUUGUCCAAAAAAGUGUGCCAGCAACUACAAAAAAAAAAGUGUAUCUCUGUGUGGUCUGUGCGUUUGUUCUUUUUUUUUGUUUUUUUGCGCGCGCGU
This is a messenger RNA of Polistes dominula (European paper wasp), 5225 nucleotides long. Its product is annotated as protein pangolin. Gene Ontology annotation, cellular component: chromatin; beta-catenin-TCF complex. The record is from RefSeq and is a predicted model, not a curated record. Lineage: Eukaryota; Metazoa; Arthropoda; Insecta; Hymenoptera; Vespidae. Gene Ontology annotation, biological process: canonical Wnt signaling pathway; regulation of transcription by RNA polymerase II. Gene Ontology annotation, molecular function: DNA-binding transcription factor activity, RNA polymerase II-specific; RNA polymerase II cis-regulatory region sequence-specific DNA binding.